Pelobates fuscus (common spadefoot toad) is the source of this 1325-nucleotide messenger RNA. It is a transcript of the gene RBMX, whose product is annotated as RNA binding motif protein X-linked. NCBI's taxonomy places the organism in Eukaryota, Metazoa, Chordata, Amphibia, Anura, Pelobatidae. Gene Ontology annotation, cellular component: spliceosomal complex. Gene Ontology annotation, molecular function: RNA binding. The coding region runs from base 123 to 1229 and encodes 368 amino acids. Gene Ontology annotation, biological process: positive regulation of mRNA splicing, via spliceosome. The transcript has 9 exons. The record is from RefSeq and is a predicted model, not a curated record.
GCAUUACAGCCUCGUCCUGGUGUGGUAACGUCAGAGCUAUUUAAAGCGUUCGCAGUCUUUUGUCUGCGUUCAUUCCUGUCGCGAGUCGGUGUGAUCCGGUCUGUGUGACUAAUUCUAUCAAAAUGGUGGAAGCAGAUCGUCCAGGCAAACUUUUUAUUGGUGGCUUAAACACUGAAACAAAUGAGAAGGCAUUGGAGGGCGUGUUUUGUAAAUAUGGCCGUGUUAUAGAAGUUCUUCUAAUGAAAGAUCGUGAAACGAACAAAUCCAGAGGGUUUGCAUUUGUCACAUUUGAGAGUCCUGGCGAUGCAAAGGAUGCAGUAAGAGAACUGAAUGGAAAGGCUUUGGAUGGAAAACCAAUCAAAGUUGAACAAGCGACAAAACCGUUAUUUGGGGCAGGAAGCAGACGUCCACCUUCUUCACCUAGAAGCCGUGGUCCCCCAAGAGGUCUUCGAGGAUCAAGAGGAGGUGGCUCUUCAAGAGGUCAAAUGCCUCUAAAAAGGGGUCCCCCUCCUAGAAGUGGUGGCCCACCACCUAAAAGGUCUGCUCCGUCUGGUCCCAUUCGCAGUAGUGGAAUGAGUGGGAGAGCACCAUUGUCACGUGAAAGGGAUGGAUAUGGAGGACCUCCACGAAGAGAGCCUCUGCCAUCUCGCAGAGAUGUUUACAUGUCACCAAGAGAUGAUGGCUACAGUGGAAAGGAUAGAUAUGACAGUUACUCUAGAGAUUAUCAAAGUUCUAGAGACUCAAGAGAUUAUGCACCACCCCCAAGAGAUUAUGCUUAUAGAGAUUAUGGUCACUCAGGUUCACGUGAUGAUUACAGUUCUAGAAGCUACAGUGAUCGUGAUGGCUACAGUGGUGGCCGUGACAGAGACUACUCAGACCACCCGAGUGGAGGUUCUUACAGAGACUCAUAUGAGCCCUAUGGUAACUCGCGUAGUGCUCCACCUGCAAGAGGGCCCACUCCAUCAUAUGGUGGAAGCAGUCGGUAUGAUGACUAUGGCAGCACACGUGAUGGAUACGGAGGACGAGACAGUUACUCAAGCAGCAGAAAUGAAUUGUACUCAAGUGGCCGUGACAGAGUUGGCAGGCAAGAACGUGGAUUACCACCUUCAAUGGAUAGGGGAUACCCUCCUCCUCGAGAUUCAUACAGCAGUUCAAGUCGGGGUGUCCCGAGAGGUGGUGGUCGUGGUGGAAGCAGAUCUGAAAGAGGAGGUGGUAGAAGCAGAUACUAAAACAAAAAAAUAUUUAAAAUGGACCAAAACAUUCUAUAACAAACAAAUCAAAAUGGCAUUUAUUCUGCCUCUUCCACCAGCGGACUACUAUGAGGA